This is a messenger RNA of Verruconis gallopava, 7848 nucleotides long. RefSeq lists its product as uncharacterized. Gene Ontology annotation, biological process: phosphatidylinositol phosphate biosynthetic process. The record is from RefSeq and is a predicted model, not a curated record. The transcript has a single exon. Gene Ontology annotation, molecular function: metal ion binding; ATP binding; 1-phosphatidylinositol-3-phosphate 5-kinase activity. Gene Ontology annotation, cellular component: endosome membrane; fungal-type vacuole membrane. The coding region runs from base 343 to 7665 and encodes 2440 amino acids. NCBI's taxonomy places the organism in Eukaryota, Fungi, Ascomycota, Dothideomycetes, Venturiales, Sympoventuriaceae.
CGCUGCACAUGGAAGAAUACAAAGUUGGCCUAGAUCGCAGCACUUCAGUGUAGCUUCAUGAAGUACUCUAUUUCCAACAGCAUAUCCUCUCCAUAUCGUUUCGUUUUGCUUAUUUAAUGCAAUAUCCUGUUCCACAUGCGACUCAUACUCUUGCGGCCUCCGUCCUGUCGCUUCCACGCUUCCGCUUGCACAUAUUUCGCCGUUGCCACGCCUAGGCUGAACAGAUAGGAGCGCUCUAGCGUGUGUUGGAAAUCGAACAUCUCCCCUCUUUCAACCUGUGCCUUGUGCUGAGACACACGAUGCACAUGUAUCUAAAGCAGCUCUAGGAGAGAGCCUUGCAAUAUGCCGUCCAAAGGAAGUGCUCAGCUAGACAGCCCAUCUACCUCCUCUCUCGCCCUUUCACACAAUCACUCUCGACGACCUUCGCAAGCUUCGGUUUCGCCUAAGCCGGCACUCGACAAGCAUGCCCUGUCUCAGACACUGGACACCAUCCACACAAGCGCCUCGAAGUCUGAAGCCCUCACCACCUUCGACGACUAUGCCUCGCCACGGCCUGGUACAAGGAGCGAGUCGAAAGGUUUCUCAACGGAUGCGGUUCAGAGCGGGCUGAGUAGUCUGUAUAGCCGACUGAAGGCCACGGUUGGUGGCUCAAAAGACGUAGGGGGCCCAGCUACGCCAGCGCUGACAGGCCAGAAUCCCCCCGUCGAGCUGUCUAUUGACAGUACUAUCGCUAGACACAGGCAUACAAAUAGCAGUAGUACCAUAGUGUCUCCUACCGCCGCGUCUUCUUCCUCCCGAGUCCAGUCCCCGCUGGCUACCAGCUUUGCAGCUUCGAAAACCCCCAGUACGGCUGUGCCCACUCCGUCAGGGGUGUCUCUACAUUCACGGUCCUCUUCUGUGAGACCUGCUUCGGUAGCGACAAACGCCUCGGACUCGCUGAACGCAGCACGGGCAGGCAAUGGUGUUGCGGGGCAGAAUCCUGAUGCUACAAUUCGCUCAGCUCCGGCCUUAGCCUCGCCUACGACAAAUGUCCCACCAGCGACUACUGAACCUACUCCUACAGAUCCUUCACGAACUGCGCGCAUUGGCGACUCUAUGCUUUCGCUAGCCAAAUCCCAGAGUAUGCAGCGCCAGGACUCCGAUAUUGGCAGCACGCUGUCGGACCCGUCGAGGGUGCAUGAUCCAGAUCAGACUCCGCGUGUCAAAUCCAAGGCUGCACGAUCCAACCUUCAGUUUGAAGGUACUUCAUAUGCCUCACGGUCUUCGCAAUCCGUCACCUCGCAGGACGAGGAUGAACCAACGCCCGCUCUGGACAAGUCGGCUCUGGACGAGACCCCUGCAAUGGCUAGCUUACUGAGAUCAGAGCGUCCCCCUUUGAUACACGUUGGGCAAUCCCACCUGCCUGGAUUUCGAGCGUCUCGAACCAACUCUUCGGACGCAGACCUGAGCUCACUAGCUACCACAAUGCCUCAGACGCGCCGCCCUGCUGCAGAAGACGUCGAAAAGUUUCCGCAGAUUCACGACUCGAAGCCGACAUCAACUCAGGAGUCCAAUGCACCCCGCGUGAGGACUAAAGUGCUAGCCAAGGAACUAUGGAUGCGAGAUGAGAAUGCUAAGGACUGCUUCUAUUGUGGAGACACCUUCUCGGCGUUUAGGCGGAAACAUCACUGUCGGAUUUGCGGAAAUGUCUUCGAUGCGAAAUGCACCGUUUUUGUUCCCGGCAAAUUGUUUGGUCAAUCUGGCCAGUUGCGCACAUGCAAGCCCUGCCAGGCAAUCGUAUACGGCACAGACGAUGACUCCUCAGAGUACACGGAUGAUGACAGAAUGUCAAUCUCUGGGCGAUCGUUCUCCUCACGUUCGAUGACGAACUUUGACCAGCUCAAGGCGCUUCGCAUCGACACAAACAUGGUGCAUCCGCUCGAGGACCACCUGGAUAUUGGCACGCCAUCGAUGGCCGUCCCCAUGUCACGUAAGACGGGCAGUGAAGCCAAAAGACGCUCCACAGUCAUUGAAGAGAGCCAGCACAAUCUAGCCCGGCCCAGUUCUUCGAGGUCACUGCGGUCGCUCAGUGGUCGUCCGCGCACAGCUGGACACAAACGUCAUAAUUCGCGUCACGCACAUCAGCAUAUGAAAAGCUUGAGAUCAUCGGAAGACAGAGUCCCGUUCCAACGCGGGGACGCUGAUUCGUCGAGAUCUGGCUCGCUUUUGCCAGCUUUCCAUCAUGAUAACAUUAUAGAUCCAGACUUGGCACCGUUUCUAUCUGAUGAUGGAUCGAGCGAAGAUGACACAAACAUCUUCACAACGCUGAAUGCUGAUUCUCAGUCUCCUGGUAAAGCAGACGAUCGAGUCGGGUUUGCGGGCUUACUUGCAUCGAUGCGAAGAGGUAUGGGAUCUAGUGCCAUUGGCAAUGCUCGAAGCGACGCAGAUAACAUAAGUAUCACAAGUCGCGCACGCACGAAUCGCAAACGAAAUGCCAGCAUAAGCAGUGCACAGAACGUUCGUGCUUCCCCGAGGCGAACAAAAAGCAAUAGUCUUCUAAAAAUUCCCUUUGGUUAUGGUUCUCCCGCCGCAACAGCGCUUCCAAAGCAGUCUUCAAAUGUUGGAAGUGGGUCCAAGAUGAUACGCAGUGCUGCGAUGAGAGGCAAAUCUGCGCCUGAGCUGGAGCUGAAUCAGGCGAGUCUGCAGCAUGUGAGACGCUUGCUUCGCCAAAUGCUCCAGGAAGCAUCUAUACCGGACAUCAAGAGAUGGGAAAAGGCACUAAUACCAAUUCUGCUUCAAUGUACCGACGACGUGAAUCCUGACAUCCAUCGCAACGACGACAUUGACGUGCGACACUACAUUAAGCUGAAGAAAAUUCCCGGUGGCAGGCCCGGGGACACAACGUACGUUUCUGGCGUCGUCUUCUCAAAAAAUCUAGCGUUAAAGAGUAUGCCCCGCUCGAUUCCCAACCCACGCAUCGCUAUCUUAACGUUCCCACUUGAGUAUGCUCGUCACCAUAAGCACUUCAUGAGCCUGGAUCCGGUGAUUGCGCAGGAACGUGAGUACCUGCGCAACCUAGUCAAAAGGAUCGCAAAUCUAGAGGUCAAUCUACUAUUGGUCGAAAAAAGUGUUGCCGGACUGGCACUGGACUUUCUCGAACAGGCGAAUAUCGCUGUUGUGUACAACGUCAAGUCCUCUGUCUUGAAUGCGGUUGCCAGAUGCACACAAACACGACUGAUCACGUCACCUGAAAAACUGAGUAUGGAUCCAACUCAUCUUGGCAGAUGUGGUAGUUUUGAUGUCAAAACUUACGUGCAUGGGGCGAUGAAAAAGACCUUUAUCUACCUAUCUGGUUGCCAACCGGACUUGGGCUGCACGAUCGUCCUUCGCGGAGCCGAGCUCAGUCACCUUCGGAGAAUAAAAAGGAUCACGGAAUUUAUGUGCUAUGUUGUGUACAAUCUCAAACUGGAGACUUGCGUUAUGCGCGACGAGUAUGUUCUUAUACCUGCCACGCUUCCGCUCGGGACGAUCGACGUCGGGCAGCAACCAUCUGAACUGGAUAAGAAGAGCGUACCGACUACGACCACUAUCAAAGAGGCUAAAGGUGUUGAAGGGGAUGCUGUCAUUACGGUCCAAUCUGCGUCGGACGAUGAUGCAUCGGCUGCAGGCGAUACAGACAUCAGUAGAAGUACCUCCGCCGAUAUGGCACUCAAGAAUGAGAGGCUCUUCAGCGCACUUGUCGAUGCCUCGAAUCCGCAUUCAUCCACAGAAUAUGUUGAAAAACACAAGUCUAAGAUUAUAUCUGCAUCUCCCUUCGUUCACUUUGUACCACCAUAUCUUCUAGCACAGUCACGACAACAAGAAACGAAGUUAGCAGAGCUCAAGCAAAUGCGAGACAAAUAUGCCCCCGUGGCAGAAGAAGAUUUCGACGAGAAGGACUGCGGUCCAUUCCAGCUGGUCCAGCCUGAUAUGGUACAUCGUUUGGUAGAGAAGCCCACGAGACAAGUUCGUGAUUUCCUUUAUGCCGUUCACAAUGCACGCUACGAGAAAGCAUUACACGUGUACCAAACCCAAAAGCGACAGUUUGAAUCUUAUCUACAUGGCAAUGCAACCCUAUUAGAUCCGUUCAACCACCAAAGGAUUGCUGUGUUGUAUAGCAUGGUCAACACAAAAACUUCAAAUCCAUGCGUGGGUCCUGAUGUGAUUGCCCUGAGCUUCUACAACGAACACGAUCUGGAGGAUGACUUUCUACCAGACAUUACACUCGGCCAGUACGUAGAAGACCUCUGUCUCUCUGCCGAUAGCCCCUGCAAUGCGAAUGCCUGCGAAGAGAGCAUGUUCAACCACCAUCGCCAGUACGUGCAUGGAGAGGGCCAAAUGAGCGUCAUCAUUCAGCAGUACCCAGCGCGUAUCCGUGGCAUGCACAAUACUAUACUCAUGUGGAGUGUUUGCCGCGUGUGUGGAGAAGAGACGCAAACUGUUCCAAUGUCGGAAAACACUUGGAAAUACUCGUUUGGAAAGUACCUGGAGCUCACAUUCUGGAGCACACCGUUGCGUCCUCGUGCAAGUGCUUGUACUCACGACAUCCACAAGGACCAUAUCCGCUACUUUGGGUUCAACAACGUCGCAAUUCGAAUACAGUACGAUACUAUUGACUUGCAUGAGAUUAUCGUGCCUAGACCGACUAUCACAUGGAACGUAGACAAGGACCUGCAGCUCAAGAACGAGCAGUACUCGCGUCUAAAAGAUCGAUGGGACAAGUUUAUGGCUUCUGUCAAGCAUCGCAUUGACAGCAUCCACGUGGAAAGCGUAAGACCCGAGAAGGUUGAAGCCUGCAGAGCUGAAGUGGAGCGAUUAAGCAAAAAGGCGAAAGAGGACCACGAGGCCUUGAUCCUGAGCCUGCAAAACAAGUAUAUGAACUCGCGCUACUAUGAGCUUAUACCACUGAACAAAGCUGCAAAGGAGAUGCAUGAAAACUCCAUCAUGUGGGACGACAUAUUUCUGGAUUUCGAAAAUGACUACUUCCCCUCUGAAAAGGACAUUCGGCGACUCGCGCAGAUACAGAUCAACAAGUUCUUGGAUCGAGAUGCAUCGACCACAUCCAUCUCUUCCAUGGAUGACGGAGGAGAGAACGUGGGUGCAGAUCUCAAGCAGCCCGACGAGGAAGGCGGAGAAAGUGAGAUUUCUGGGUUAUCUCGCAGAUUAUCUGUCCUGUCUCCUGAAGAUACCCAAAACGUUUUGGCUUCCGUCAUCAAGGAGGAUCAGCUGAACGAAAGUAGUGAACCGCCCCCGGACGGCGCCUUGUCCUCAGUUGGCGUGGACCCUACUCCAAAGAGCCCCGUUUCAAGCACAAUAGUCGCAGACGCCGUCGAUCGUGAGGAUGUAAAGCACUUGGAUCUAGCCGUGCCUUCCGAUCUAGCAACUCCGUCGCUUGUUCCCACAACCGAUGCGACCUUAGCCCCAAUGUCGCCUACUCAACCAUCCACAGAUGCCGCAGGUAGUGGACACAACGCUGAAGAUUUACAACUGAACCCACGAGUCGCCAAGACCGUUGAUCAGAUGCGUGAGACUAUCGAAUCUACACCCCCUACCAGCGGAGAUGGAACUUCCGCCGCACAAGAUAUAAAAACUCCCAGGCCGAUGCCUAGUUCGGCGCGAAUCGAUCCGGUUGGAAAGAACAUCUCUCCUCCAUUGAUUCGCACUCGCUCAACACCGCAGCCUUCAGUCCUUCUUCGACGCCAGCAAAGCUCAUUAAAUGAACCCUCCGCAGCGUCAUCGACGUCUAACUUGUCAACUGCAAGUAAAGCAGAACGUCUAAAGAACUUUAUCACCGAUCCUGCGAGAGCUUUAGAGAGAAGACUGGGACCUGGUGCUUUCCGCAACGCACGAUCCGUUUCGAGAUCUCUGAUUCCUCGAUCAGUGCCUACCCAGCGGAAUAAUGAUUCGAGGGUGCUUACACUUCGACAUCAUUUUGAGCAGUUGAGCAAAGAAUUUGAGAAGCAGCGUAUGCGCGAGCGAGAGCAACGUGUUGCCCGUGGUGGACAGCAAAGAGCGUACCCUUUUGCGUUGUCUAAACCUGUAGUUGAAGUAUACAGAGACGCACACGAGGCUGUUCAAGAGCGGGACUCGGGAGACGAAGCGGAGACAGAAGACGCAUCGGCUCGAGUAAGUUUUGAGAGCACCGGACCUGGAGGCACGACCGCAACCACGAUAAGCGCAGAACACUCUGUCGAGCAGCCCCCAAGUCAGUCUGAUCAAACAGAAGAAGGAACAAAGGAUGUCAGCCUUGAGAGCUCAACCGGCUUGCCUCGAACGUCUGAAGAAACUCUGGAAGGGAGUGACACUGAGCAAGCCAGCUUGGACGACUCCGACAUGCCAGAAUUAGGAGCUGAUACCCAGCCAAUGUCACCAAACGACUCCAGCAUUGACCUCCAGGAACUGAAGCAGGAGAAGACUUCGCUCUUAAAGAUGCUGACUAGUUUCUGGUCUGAACGGUCCGCCAGUGGCUGGUCCCCCCUUGAAUACCCUUUCCAUGCGAAUGAGCAUGUUUGGGGUGACUCGGACAUUAUUGUUCGCGAGGACGAACCGAGCUCUCUGAUUGCUCUCGCACUGUCGAGUGCUGACUACAAAGCGAAAGAGGCGAAGUUCCGAGGGAUGACUGGUGACGCAACGCAGGAGCAGAUUGACCAGUCCAUUGAGCAUAAUUUGUUGCAUCCCAAGAACACAAAUAUCCGCUACGCGUUCCAGAACCGCGGCGUCCGCGCGCACACAAAGAUUUUCUACGCAGAAUCCUUCGACGCUCUUCGUCGAAAGACCGGCGUCGCAGAUCGUUUUGUUGAGUCACUGUCCCGCUGCUUGAAGUGGGAUUCUAAGGGAGGGAAAACCAAGUCACUCUUCCUCAAAACGUUGGACGAUCGCUUCGUCCUCAAGUCCUUGAGCCAGGUUGAGGUGAACGCAUUUUUCAAGUUCGCGCCAAACUACUUUGCUUUCAUGCACCAAAAUCUGUUCCACUCUCUGCCGUCGGUCAUCGCAAAAAUGAUGGGCUUGUUCCAGGUUACGAUCCGUGCCCCUGGCACCGGCUUGGAGUUCAACUGGUUCAUGUUGGUGAUGGAAAAUCUCUUCUACGACCGAAUGCCAAACCGUCGUUUCGAUCUGAAAGGUUCGAUGCGUAAUCGCAAGAUCCAAAGCACGGGCGAACAAGACGAGGUCCUUCUCGAUGAAAACUUGGUUGACAUUAUUUUUGAGAAGCCAAUCUUUGUGCGUGAACACACUUGGCGGCUCUUGAAAGCCUCCGUAUGGAACGACACGCUGUUCUUAUCAAAGCAGAACGUCAUGGACUACAGUCUCAUGGCUGGUUUUGAUGACAAUGCAAAGGAAAUCAUUGUCGGUAUCAUCGACUGUAUCCGCACGUAUACCUGGGACAAGAAGUUGGAGACCUGGAUUAAAGACCGCGGCAAGAAUAAGCCAACGGUAACGUCGCCAAAAGACUACAGAAAUCGGUUCAGGAUCGCGAUGAGCAAGUAUAUCCUGCAGGCGCCGAGCUGCUGGCAUCAGUUUCAAACUCACCAAAGCCAUAUUGUUCAAAGGCAGUCACGACUUCCAGAUCCCAACGCAGAUCAGAAGAAUAGAGUUACACAGAAUGCAGAGGAUGGGCGCGUCAAGCCUGGCGAGGAGAUGUGGGCUUGAACUAGAUGGCGUGUUUUAGGAAAAUGUCUAGAAGCUUCUUAAACUAUGGCAUGGAUAUGAAAGCUCGAGGCUUAUACUUCCCUGGUUUUUAAUGCUUUAUGAGUGUAGAUUAGACAUGAAUACUUUCUGCCCGGAUCAGAUUCUGGCUUAAUCAUCUCGAGAAGUUCGUUUACACGCAUGCAA